UCGUCUGGGAAAAAAUCCAACGUCUUUUCCCCUCCUCUAUUCCAGGGCUGUAGGACAAUGGAGAAGCUGCUUAGGAGCACUCAGGGCUGGUUUAGAGAGUGACUGGCAAGGAGUGUCUGAAGUUGAAGAAGGAAUCGGAGAGGAGGCCUAAUUUUGCCUGGAAUCUGGAAUCAUCUUGCAUCCUCUCCAAGGGUUUAGAGAGGAUGCGGGGAGGCCCUGUGCUGGAAGUGGCAUGGCUCAUGUUCCUGGCUGUGACUGGUGCACCUGGACAGUACGAAAAGCCUGCUUUUACCCCCAUCUUCACCCGCAAGCCCUUCAUUGUGGCCUGGAACGUGCCAACCCAGGACUGCCAGCCUCGCUUCAAGGUCGAGCUAGACUUCAGUAUUUUUGAUCUGCAGGCCUCACCUAAUGAGGGCUUUGUGGACCAGAACUUGACCAUUUUCUAUAAAGAGCGCUUGGGUCUUUAUCCCUACUAUGAUGGGCAGAAAGUUGCAGUGAAUGGAGGUGUCCCACAAAACAGCAGUUUGCGACAGCAUCUGGAGCGAUUAGCAGGAGGUAUUCAGAAAUACAUCCGCUCUGAGACGAAGGAGGGUCUGGCUGUGAUUGACUGGGAAGAGUGGAGACCCAUCUGGAUCCGGAACUGGCAGACAAAAGACAUCUACCGCAAUGCUUCCCGCCAGCUUGUGUUGGCUCGGCAGCCUGGAUUGGUGGAGGACCAAGUGAAGAAGGAGGCUCAAUACGAAUUCGAGUCAGCUGCUCGUGAGUUUAUGAAGGAGACCUUGAGAUAUGCCAAGAACUAUCGUCCCCGGCAGCUGUGGGGCUAUUAUCUCUUCCCUGACUGCUACAACCAUGACUACAGUAAGAACCAGGACAGCUACACAGGGCGCUGUCCAGAUGUAGAGAAGACACGCAAUGAUCACCUCUCCUGGCUCUGGAAAGAGAGUACUGCCCUUUAUCCUUCCAUCUAUCUGGAACAGAUGCUGGCCAACACCACAAAUGGCCGCAAGUUUGUGAGGUCUCGGGUAGGAGAGGCCCUUCGUAUCUCCCAGCAGCAUCAUGAUGAUUAUACCCUACCUGUCUUUGUCUACACCAGGCCCACCUAUAUACGCAGACUGGAUGUCUCUUACCUAAGUCAGAUGGACUUGAUCUCCACCAUCGGUGAGAGUGCUGCCCUGGGGGCAGCUGGUGCUAUCUUCUGGGGAGACGCAGAGAACACUAAAAGUCGGGAAACGUGCCAAGUGAUGAAAAACUACAUAGAGGGAGACCUUGGCCGUUACAUCAUCAAUGUGACAACAGCGGCUGAACUCUGCAGCCGGUCUCUGUGCAGCAGUCAUGGCCGUUGCCAGCGCCAAGCCAGCGACGCUGACGUCUUCUUGCAUCUCAGCCCAGACAGCUUCCAGAUCCACCGCAGUGGUCCUGGGCAGCAAAAGCCACUGCUUGUGGCCAAUGGGAAGCUCUCGCAGGAUGACAUGACCUUUCUACAGACCCACUUCCAAUGCCACUGCUACCAGGGAUGGCAUGGGGAAGGUUGCGAGGAGCAGCUGAACCCUCCGGGUGGUGGCUCCUGCCUUUGCAGUAGCCUGGGACUCCAGUUGCUGCUGACUGUCUUUCUUCUGGCCUGCUUGCACUAGGCUGCCUCUAACUGGAAUCCCCGUGGCUGCAGGCUAGUUCCUGGUGCAUAGAGUGGGAGAGGGAAUGCAAUAGGCAGUGAUGAUAGCUGGAAAAGGAGAAAUAGAAAUCACCGGCCUCUCCUUUUUUAAAAAAAAUAUCUUUAUUUAGCAGUGAUGUAGCAGACCUACUAUUUAAGAGACUGUCCUACCUCUCCCAUCUGCACCACUGGCCCUUUACAAGGCAAAAGAAAAAGGGCCUUCCUCCCCACUGACAGUAUUUCUGUUCACAGACAGGUGAGUUACAGGAGGAGAGGAUGGUUUGGGGGACUGGCAAAGGCAGGGGGGCUGCCAUGAGGCGUGGCCUGGUCUGCCUUUUCCCUGCCAUCCAGAAGUGCCUCUGACGCAGGAGUCGAUACAGUCCCUUGGAUUAGCUACCCAAAUGGUCUGUGAGGUGGGACAAGUUAUUGAAGGGUAGUUUGUGAGGAUGGGGGGAAAGGAUGAAUGUUUGUAUUCAGCACUGGUUUGGGGAGUUUGGGCUGCGAGGACUAGGGAAGGAGUGCUUGGCUCUUCUGUUGUAAGGAGGGAUGGGGGCACAUUUACAAAACUGGAGUCCUGAAGGCUGUUUAGGCCUUGGGAGAAGAAUGAUGGGUUUGAUGGAGCUGCUGUAGGGAGGAAAAAAUUGCUGCUGUUACACAUGCCUCUUUAGGAUAGACAGUAGGGAAGGAGAGAAGCACUGCUUGGCCAAGAGGGGAUGAUCCUAGGAAGUAGAGAGUUCUGAUGGAGAAAAUGCCCUUUGCUGACUGCAUGGGUGGGCAACACAUUUUAAUUGCUCUGAUAAGGGCAGUCAUGGGGUGGGUGGGAACGCCAUGCCUCUAUCCACACGGGCCCAGGCUGAGUUGGUGCCCUGCAUCUGUUACAGGAAAACCAAAAUGUUUUACCUCAAAAUUAAAGACACACGGAGAAAAUA
Messenger RNA from Rhineura floridana, 2577 nucleotides. RefSeq names its product hyaluronidase 2 (gene HYAL2). Gene Ontology annotation, molecular function: hyaluronoglucuronidase activity; hyalurononglucosaminidase activity. The transcript is spliced from 4 exons. NCBI's taxonomy places the organism in Eukaryota, Metazoa, Chordata, Lepidosauria, Squamata, Rhineuridae. Gene Ontology annotation, biological process: hyaluronan catabolic process; carbohydrate metabolic process. Bases 204 to 1631 code for a protein of 475 amino acids. The record is from RefSeq and is a predicted model, not a curated record.